This is a messenger RNA of Carassius carassius (crucian carp), 2485 nucleotides long. Its product is annotated as solute carrier family 40 member 1. The record is from RefSeq and is a predicted model, not a curated record. The transcript is spliced from 9 exons. The coding region runs from base 548 to 2299 and encodes 583 amino acids. Gene Ontology annotation, biological process: iron ion transmembrane transport. NCBI's taxonomy places the organism in Eukaryota, Metazoa, Chordata, Actinopteri, Cypriniformes, Cyprinidae. Gene Ontology annotation, cellular component: membrane. Gene Ontology annotation, molecular function: iron ion transmembrane transporter activity.
UAAUUUGAUGGGUUCAAGGUGCAACAUGCAAGUUCAGAUAUUGUUCGGAUUUCUAUAAUAUGCUCAUUGUUUAAACAGCACUUUGUGAAUUACGGCCAUAAAAUCUGGUUUGACUGAUUAUUAAUUGAUUAAAUAUGUAAUCAUAUCAGGGCAUGGCAAUAAAAAGGAACAUAUCAAAAUGUAAACAUCAAUGUUGAUGUGUUGAAUGAGCAUGUCAAGUGUUUUAUUACUAUAUGAUUUGAGUGACAGGGUGUUUUUUUUUUUUUUUGUGGUGUGGGGGGUGAACGGUGACAUUGUCCCCCUUCGCUGUCACGUGCUGUGGAAUAUGCUGGCUGCCUUUGUCAGCCUGUGACUCGUUCUGCUUUUCUGGCAGUUUCAUACAAUGGUGCCCUCAUGCACUAUGAUGUUAUCAAGCCCCUCACAGUACGACUGCUGGAACUCAGGCCUGCAUGCAAGCAUCCUUACCUGGGACACAUGGAUAGCACAACCUUGAGACACAGCAAGCGCUCAUAGCAGGGAGGACUCAAAGGAGGAGUCAAAUAUCAGGAUGUCUCUCAGAACAGAGGGGGCCCAGUGUGGUGGUGUUGCUGUGGAGUUUGACGAUGAUAAUGACAGAGAUUCACCUGUGAUCAAAGCCAGGAAUAUACCACAAUCAGCCCUCAUCUACCUCAAGGGCCCCAAGUUCCUCAUCUAUGUGAGCGGAGCGUUAUCUAUGUGGGGUGAUCGCAUGUGGCAUUUCGCCAUCUCUGUCUUCCUGAUUGAGCUGUAUGGGCAUAACCUGCUGUUAACUGGCAUCUUUGGACUGGUGGUGGCCGGAUCAGUGCUCUUAUUAGGGGCUUUGAUUGGAGACUGGGUUGACCGCAACCCGAGAAACAAAGUGGCCCACGCAUCCCUAUUCAUUCAGAAUAUCUCAGUGACCAUCUGCAGCAUUGUGCUCAUGUUGGUGUUCUCAUACAAAAAGUGGAUUGAGGAAAUCUGGGAUGGGUGGCUAACUGUGGUUUGUUAUACGGUGGUGAUCGUCCUGGCAGAUUUGGCGAACCUCGCCAGCACAGCUCUCACCAUUGCCAUCCAGAGAGAUUGGAUAGUGGUGAUCACAGGCUACAACCGUGGUCAUCUCGCAGGAAUGAAUGCUACAAUGAGACGGAUCGAUCAGGUGACCAACAUCCUGGCUCCACUGGCGGUGGGUCAGGUAAUGACCCUGGCCUCUAAUGUGGUUGGCUGUGGCUUCAUCUUAGGAUGGAAUCUGGUGUCCCUCAUUGUAGAGUUCAUCUUCCUCUCCAGAGUCUACCGGAUUGUGCCAGCGCUGUCCGCCAAACCACCAGCUAUGGAACAUCAAAGCUAUUUAGAGAAGAAAAGAGAAAGAAAACGCUCACAAAGCAGGACCUCAGCGUGUCCAGCUGCUGCCAUCUCAGAGGAAAGCACCAGCUUGCAUUUACAAGAAAUAAGCCGAAUCCCAGUGUGCCUUCAUCGGCUGCGUGGGCUCCUCAGCACCUGCCAGGAAGGAUGGAGGGCGUAUUACAGACAGCCUGUUUUCUUCGCCGGCCUGGGCCUGGCCUUCCUUUACACCACAGUGCUGGGCUUUGACUGCAUCACCACCGGCUACGCCUACACCCAGGGCAUCAGUGGCUCGCUGCUCAGCAUUUUGAUGGGUGUGUCUGCUGUGGCGGGGCUUCUGGGUACUGUGCUUUUCACAAAGCUGCGCAAAGCAUGUGGCCUGGUCAACACAGGGGUCAUUUCCAGCGCUCUGCACCUAGUUUGCCUGUUGCUUUGUUUGUGGUCCGUGUUUGCCCCCGGUAGCCCCAUGGACCUCAGCAUACUAAAUAUAGGGAAUGCAUCAGAUGUGGGAGGGAUGACCGGAGGUCACCAGAGGCACGGAUACCCACUGCGUGGAGGCAGCAACCAGCCUCUGCUGCCAGACCGUUCCUCCAUUCACUGGACCAAUAACACUGUGCUGUUUGAGAACGCGCCAGCAGGGACUGAGCCAGAGUCUUACGUCUCUAUCAUCCUGCUGUUCCUUGGAGUCAUUACAGCUCGAGUUGGUCUCUGGUCCUUUGACCUGACAGUGACUCAGCUCUUGCAGGAAACCAUUAGUGAAUCAGAGCGUGGGGUGGUGAAUGGAGUCCAGAGCUCCAUGAACUACCUGAUGGACCUGCUGCACUUCAUCAUGGUCAUCUCUGCACCCCAGCCACAACACUUCGGCAUCCUUGUCAUCAUCUCCAUCCUGUUCAUUUUCACGGGACACACCAUGUACUUCCUGUAUGCCAGGAAAAUCAAGAGGAAACCACGUACAAACACAUAAGCGACACAAAUCUCUCUUGUGAAUGUGUCUCAAUCCCUGCGCUACACCAUGUGUUAAGAUUCACUUACACAAAACGCACUGUAUCCAGCUCAGUACAUUGAAAAAAGCUGUCGCAGUGAUCUCUUCGGAAGAAAGAAAGGGUUAGGCAGCAGCGUAGUACUCAGGUGAACAUAAUCAGGAAACAGC